AUGAUUGAAGAAGAGAGGGUAGUCAAGACACCAGUGGAAAAGCAGCCACAAUCCGUGGUUGCAAAGCCACCACCUCCAUUCCCUCAACGUCUGGAAAGACAGAAAGAAGCGGCUACUUACAAGAAGUUUCUUGAUUUUCUGAAGCAGGUACACGUGAAUGUCUCAUUGGUUGAUAUGCUGCAGGGUAUUCCAAUGUAUGCUAAGUACAUCAAAGAUAUUGCUGUUGCCACUAAAUUGAAAGAUCCCGGAAGUUUCACGAUUGAGAUUUCUAUUGGGAAGCAGGUUGUUGUUCGAGCACUAUGUGAUCUUGGUGCAAGUAUAAAUCUGAUGCCUUCAUCUAUCUUCAGAAAGCUAGGUUUGGAAGUGCCCAGACCAAUCACUAUAGUUCUUCAGCUGGCGGACAAAUCGUUAGCAAGACCAGAAGGCAUUAUUGAAGAUGUACUAGUGCAAGUGGGGUCGUUGAUAAUUCCUGCAGACUUCGUGAUUUUGGACUUCGAGCCAGACCCAGAAGUCCCAUUUAUUUUGGGGCGUCCAUUCUUAGCCACAGGGAGAGCACUUAUUGAUGUAGUUGCCGGGCAGCUCACCAUGAGAAUACAUGAUAAAGUUGAGGUCUUCAAUGUAUACCAAGCUCUGAAUAUGCCUGCAAUCUAUGAGGAGCUGUCCGCCAUUACUGUUCUAAAUGAUGAUACACGAAGGCCACUCAUCACUUCUCAUGAUCCAUUAGAGAGAGCCUUGGUGGGGGAUGAUAUUUUUGGUGACACGGCGGCAUUUGAGAUGGUGCAAAUUCUGGAUAUGGCAAGUAUUUAUAUUCGGGAAGGCGAGUUUGAGCACUUAGACAGGACAAUGGGAGUAACUCCGAAGUUAUCAAUUGAAGAGCCUCCGAAGUUGGAAUUGAAGCCCUUGCCCACCCAUCUUAAAUAUGCAUUCUUAGGCGAGGGUGAUACCUUUCCAGUGAUAUUAGCAACAGAGUUGACCACCGAAGAGGUUAGUAUUUGUUUGGAAGUAUUGAAGUCUCACAAAAGGGCAUUGGGGUAG
Molecule: messenger RNA, 1035 nt
Organism: Lycium barbarum (goji berry)
Lineage: Eukaryota; Viridiplantae; Streptophyta; Magnoliopsida; Solanales; Solanaceae
Exons: 2
Coding region: 1-1035 (344 amino acids)
Source: RefSeq, a predicted model, not a curated record